Molecule: messenger RNA, 474 nt
Organism: Aureobasidium melanogenum CBS 110374
Lineage: Eukaryota; Fungi; Ascomycota; Dothideomycetes; Dothideales; Saccotheciaceae
Product: kinase-like protein
Exons: 1
Biological process (GO): protein phosphorylation
Molecular function (GO): ATP binding; protein kinase activity
Source: RefSeq, a predicted model, not a curated record
CCAAGCGAAGCUCUACUGUACAAAUGGACACUCCAAACCGCCGAAGCCCUUUGUUUCGCACACAGAUUAGGGAUCUUACACUCUGACAUCCAUCCUCUCAAUUUCUUGCUCAGCGGCAAUCUCGAUCUUAAAGUUGGAGAUUGGGGCGGUGCAUCUGUGGAUGGAAGUCCUUCGCAUUGCUCCUAUCGCUACAGAUACCGUUUGUUCACUCCCAAUGGCACCGACUUCGUCAAAGAAAAUGGUGUUUCUCCGGCAACAGAGAUCUUCGCCUUUGGAAUGGCGGUGUACGCGAUAGUAUCUGGAAAACCGAUCUGGCCUGAAUUAGAGGAACCAAGGGAUUGGGAAGAGAUCAAGAAAAGAAUUGUGAAGAGAAGAUUUCCUGAUACGAAGGGAUUGAAGAUACUGGGGGAUGUUGUGAAGGGAUGUUGGAGUGGAAGGUUCAACAGUAUGGAGGAAGUCAGGGUUGCGAUUGAG